AUGGAGCGACACACUACUUCACCCUCCAAUUUAGUUCAGACUAUCCGGGACUGCCUGUCUGGAAUGACAUGGACAGCAUUCCUUGGAGUCUUGGUGUUUUCAUGCAUCGCUACACGCGUCAUUAGCGGAUUACAGAGCCGACAACGUGAAUUUGACCUGAAUGAGCCACGUACCUCACGAUUGGCACCGUACUGGUUCCCUUGGAUCGGACAUGGAUUGCAAAUUGCCUGGAAUCAUCUCGGCCUCUUCAAAUCUUUACGGGAAUCCAUGAAUGAGCCUGUGUUUGGCAUCUACCUUUGGGGCGAAAGCUACGAUACAGUGGUAUCACCAUCGAUGAUAAACACUGUGAUGUCUUCAAAUGCAUCAAAUGCUCCUCUGCUCGACCAAGCUCUUCAAAAUGUCUUUGGCGACCGCAGUCUUGUGCGCAGCUUGCAAGUGAACCGCGACCAGGAAACCAGUGACAAUGUAGCUGAGUUUGUAAGCAAAGACUCAUUUGCGACUGAAGUGUCAGCCCUCAUCACCAAGUACUUGCAAAAUAAUGUUUCAAACUUUGUCACAUUCUCUCGCAGCCCUGUUGACAUGCCCGCUUGGGAACGUGAUAGCGAUGUGACAAUGUCGGAGGAAGACAACUCGGUCUGCGAAGUGAAGCUUUAUGAGCUCGUGCGGAACUUUAUGGGCCACAAUCUUACAACCUUGCUGAUGGGCGAGGCCUUUCUGGAAAAUUUCCCCAUGUUCCUGGGAGACCUAUGGACACUGGACAGAAACUAUGUCCCAUUGUUUGUUGGAGCUCGUCGCUGGGUUCCCAGCCCCGGAGUGUCAUCGGGAUUCGCUGCACGGGACCGGCUCAUUCAUGUCAUGUCGGUCUUUUACCGCGCAUUCUCAGCCUUUGAUGAUGGCAUUGACCCAGGGAUUGAACUUCGUGACCUCGAUGAUGUUUCCGAGUUGGUAAAGCAGAGAAUGCGGACCUUUCGGAGAUUGAAUUUGUCUCCUAGAGCGAGCGCGGCGGGUAAUUUGUCUCUGUAUUGGGACAUUGUUGAACACACCACGAAGAUAACCUUCUGGAUGAUUGUCCACAUCUUUGCGGAUAGCGCGCUUCUGAAAGAAAUUCGCACCGAAAUCGCCUCCUGCGUGAAAAGUAUUCGGCUCAGCCGCGAAGAGACCGGCUUUCCCUUUGAUGAGCCUCCCAAACUCGAUCUCGAUCUCGAAAAAUUACUUGUUUCAUGCCCAAUGUUCAAAGCAUGCUACUACGAGACCCUUCGCAUGCACUCGGCAGGAAUCUCGCUCAGGAAGUUGAAUUCAGACCUGACUCUCACCGAGUCGAAAGAAGAUGCAAGUGAACCUCGCACAUACAAGCUUUGCAACGGCAAGAAGGUCAUCAUGCCGCACGGCGUGUAUUACAAUGAUCCCCAGCGCUUCUCCAACCCAGGCCAGUACGAUCCGCUACGCUUCAUCGUGACCGAACCUACAACCGGUGCCAACCAAGUUAAUGCAGACCCGAUUGCUCCUUUCGCGGACGGUCUGUACGGCUCAAAACACAACAAUUUCACGGAGCGGGUCAUCCUUGGCUUUACCGCGUCUAUCAUAUCGAUGUGGGACAUCCAAUCGGCGAGUGAGAAGGAGCUCGCAGUGCCCCCGCACAGGACAACCUGGGGCGCGUUCCACCCAGCAAAGGACAUCAAGGUGAAGUUGAAGCCGAUGGUAUAA
Molecule: messenger RNA, 1704 nt
Organism: Penicillium maclennaniae
Lineage: Eukaryota; Fungi; Ascomycota; Eurotiomycetes; Eurotiales; Aspergillaceae
Exons: 2
Coding region: 1-1704 (567 amino acids)
Molecular function (GO): monooxygenase activity; oxidoreductase activity, acting on paired donors, with incorporation or reduction of molecular oxygen; iron ion binding
Source: RefSeq, a predicted model, not a curated record